AUGUCGACCACCGCCCGUCGCCGUCUCAUGCGGGACUUCAAGCGCAUGCAAACCGAUCCUCCUGCCGGCGUAUCUGCCUCUCCCAUCGCCGACAAUGUUAUGACCUGGAAUGCCGUCAUUAUCGGUCCGGCAGAUACACCCUUCGAAGAUGGAACCUUUCGCCUCGUGAUGAAUUUCGAGGAGCAGUACCCCAACAAGCCCCCGGGUGUUAAGUUCAUUAGCCAGAUGUUCCACCCCAACGUGUAUGGAACCGGCGAGCUCUGCCUCGAUAUUUUGCAAAACAGAUGGAGUCCGACUUACGAUGUGGCGGCCAUCUUGACUAGUAUCCAGAGUCUCUUGAACGACCCCAACACCUCUUCUCCCGCGAACGUCGAGGCAUCGAACCUUUACAAGGACAACCGCAAGGAAUAUGUCAAGCGUGUGCGUGAGACCGUGGAGAAGAGCUGGGAAGAUUAG
Messenger RNA from Penicillium argentinense, 456 nucleotides. RefSeq names its product E2 ubiquitin-conjugating protein RAD6 (gene ubc2). Gene Ontology annotation, biological process: protein polyubiquitination; DNA repair; proteasome-mediated ubiquitin-dependent protein catabolic process. The transcript has 4 exons. Gene Ontology annotation, molecular function: ubiquitin conjugating enzyme activity. The record is from RefSeq and is a predicted model, not a curated record. Gene Ontology annotation, cellular component: HULC complex. The coding region runs from base 1 to 456 and encodes 151 amino acids. Lineage: Eukaryota; Fungi; Ascomycota; Eurotiomycetes; Eurotiales; Aspergillaceae.